AUGCUGUUGAGCAAUCAAGUUGAUGGGGACAGCGAAAAGUUCGUAGGCGUCCUUGGACAAGUGGACUGUUCACUGGGCGAAGUGCUGUCACGUGGCGGUGCGAUUGAAGUACCACUGUCAUCCGCAAAUAAAGGUGAAACAGUUUACGUUGAGGUUGAUGGGGACAGCGAGAAGUUCGUAGGCGUCCUUGGACAAGUGGACUGUUCACUGGGCGAAGUGCUGUCACGUGGCGGUGCGAUUGAAGUACCACUGUCAUCCGCAAAUAAAGCAGGUUUCCGGUCGAUUUUACGCCUGGAGGCGCAUGAGGCCAAAUUAUCCAGUCAGGCGGUUCGUUUGCAGUUCAGAGGCCACAGUUUGCCGGUACCAGCCAGUGGUUGCCCUUUGAAUGCAUAUUUCAUGAUGUUUUUGAUCCCGGAAGGCGCGGCACGAUUAUUGCUUGACGAAUUGCUGGGCAAAUGCACCACUUCAUUCGAUCAGCUGUUGCGAGGAGUUGGCGCCUUGAAUGCCUACAAAUUAUCGAGCUUCGAAGGCAAAAAGAAAGGGAAUGCUUCAAUUGAACUGGUGAACGUCCUUCAGGUGGCCUCAUCUUCAUUUGUCAAUUACGUUAAAACCGGGACGCAAAUCCAUUUCGCAGUAGCUGUUGAUUUUACAGCUUCAAACGGGAAUCCGCUGGAGCCAUCCUCGCUGCACUAUAUUCAUCCACAUAGAUUCAAUCCGUACAUGACAGCUCUGAAUGCAGUUUCCUCUGUAAUACAGAAGUAUAAUAGACAUGGGCGAAUCGCAGCGUUGGGUUUUGGAGCACAGACGCCUCCGGACUACCGAGUUUCACAUCUCUUUUUCUUGAAUGGCGAUCAGCGGGAUCCGCAUGUCAGCGGUAUUGAUGGCCUUUUGGACGCCUAUCGCUCCGCUUUGUUAACUGUUCGACCGUAUGCUCCAACGGAUUAUUCCGAGAAUGGCGAUCAGCGGGAUCCGCAUGUCAGCGGUAUUGAUGGCGUUUUGGACGCCUAUCGCUCCGCUUUGUUGACCGUUCGACCGUAUGCUCCAACGGAUUAUUCCGAGGUGAUAUACCACACAUAUAAGUUUGGCGCAGCAGUCCAGCGCCAAGGAAGCUGUGACCACUACUUUGUACUGCUAAUUGUGACAGAUGGCUGUGUAACAAAUGCGGCACGAACAGUGAAUGCGAUCGUGGAUUGUUCGGAACUGCCCAUAUCACUGGUCAUUGUUGGUGUUGGCGAUCGCGAUUUCUCACCGAUGCAAAGUCUUCUUUCGCCAAUGCUCAAAUCUUCGGAAGGCCGCUUGUUACGGCGCGAGAUUGUUACUUUUGUCCCGUACACUGCUUCCAUGACCGAUAAUGAGCUUGUUGCUAAAUUGCUAAUAAAUGUACCUCGCCAGUUUCUAUCCUGGGCCAUGAUGCACGGCAGAUUUGCCCCUUCAAAGUAG
Molecule: messenger RNA, 1440 nt
Organism: Gongylonema pulchrum
Lineage: Eukaryota; Metazoa; Nematoda; Chromadorea; Rhabditida; Gongylonematidae
Source: the annotation of a GenBank genome assembly